UCAAAACCAGUGUAAGUUAAUAAGUAUUCAAGAAUGUACCUCAUUUUUUGGACCUUGCUCCUUCUGUGUAUUCUCAACAAUCAGAAAGUGUGUUGUCACGAAUUAUUCAAAGUGGAAUUCGAGUGGAGCCACAUCAAUUAUUUGUGGCCAUCAAAUUUGGAGUACCUUGAAGCUUCGGCAAAGGGGAAAUACAUUCCAGAAAAUGUUGUUUUCACUGGUAUAAAAGUAUACAGAGAUAAACUCUUUCUAACAACUCCAAAAUACAGACCAGGCGUACCAGCUACUUUGACGUACAUUCCACUACGUUCAAACAAAAAAGUCAACCAGCCACUAAUUCCUUAUCCUGACUGGGAAAUGAACAAUGAUAGCUACUGCGGACAUUUACAGAGUGUUCAAAGUAUGGAGAUUGACCCGCAAGGAAUUAUGUGGGUCAUAGAUGGCGUAAGAAUCCAGUACAAUACCAACUGUCCCUGCAAGUUGUUGCUUCUUGACCUCAAUAACUCUGGAAAGGUUAUUCACAAGUACGUUUUUCCAAAUGAGGUCUGUCUAGGCAACGGUGCCUUUCUCAAUGACAUAGUUUUGGACGGAGAUCAUGCUUAUAUGACAGACAAUUCUUAUAUCGAUCCUGGGUUGAUUGUAUACUCAAGGAAGGCUAAUCAAGCAUGGAAGCUGAGAGAUAGAUCAAUGUUUCCCGAGGAAAAUGCCCCUAAGUUCUCCGUAGAUGGCACACCUGUCACGCUGAAAGUGGCAAUUGACGGUAUUGCCUUGUCUCCCAAAACAGUAGGAAGAUCUGUUGAUAGGACAUUGUACUACAGUCCCGUUACUGGUUAUGAUUUGUUCAGCAUUCAAACUAGCGUUUUGAAAAAUUUUAGUCUGUUUCAGAAUGCGAAAUUCAGGGAUAAAAUAAAAUUGAUUGGCAGAAAACAAGGCGCUACGGAUGGCAUGAUGAUGGAUAACGUAGGAAAUCUAUUUUACACUCUGGUAUCUCAUAACGCAGUUGGUAGGUGGAAUAUCAAAACUCCCUUCAAAAAUGCGACAAUAUUGUAUCAGAAUAAUAGUUCGAUGAUCUGGCCUGAUACCUUCGGAAUGACUCAGAGUGGAUACCUUUAUAUGACUUCCAAUUAUGUUUCCAACUACCUCGACCCCAAUGUGGAACUGAAGUUGUCUUCUACCAUCAAAUUCCGAGUGUGGAAGUUCCAUAGUGGGACGAUGAGCUAUAUGUAUGACUGAGAAGAUUCCAAUUUUAUUUUUUUCAUUAUUUGUUACGGAGAAUAAAGAUAAGCAAAUAUUCGAAAACUGUAAUUGAUUAUUCAAAAUAUUGCUCAUACUUUGAGAAUUACAUUUCCAUACAAAUCG
Messenger RNA from Leptinotarsa decemlineata (Colorado potato beetle), 1356 nucleotides. Its product is annotated as protein yellow. Gene Ontology annotation, cellular component: extracellular region. NCBI's taxonomy places the organism in Eukaryota, Metazoa, Arthropoda, Insecta, Coleoptera, Chrysomelidae. The record is from RefSeq and is a predicted model, not a curated record.